Corylus avellana is the source of this 3025-nucleotide messenger RNA. It is a transcript of the gene DGK1, whose product is annotated as diacylglycerol kinase1. The record is from RefSeq and is a predicted model, not a curated record. Gene Ontology annotation, cellular component: membrane. Gene Ontology annotation, molecular function: ATP-dependent diacylglycerol kinase activity. NCBI's taxonomy places the organism in Eukaryota, Viridiplantae, Streptophyta, Magnoliopsida, Fagales, Betulaceae. Gene Ontology annotation, biological process: phospholipase C-activating G protein-coupled receptor signaling pathway.
AAGAAAAUAAAUAAAUAAAACCGAACGUAAAGGUUAAGAAAAGGAAAAGGCGAAGAAAAUAAUUAAAAAUAUUUGAAUUUCCUCGAUUUCUCAUUUUGGAAAGCUUUGGAGUUUGGCUUUGCUUCGAUUCUCUUUCUCUCUUUCUUGAGGUUUCACUUUCUCUUUGUAGAUCAACUUAGGGUUUUGCUCUGCUCGACCGGAUCGAUCCGUCUUGCGCAGCUUCUGCGCGUUACAGUAUUUGAAUGUUAGUUUUGGCCCUGGAUUCCAAUCAAGACUCAGGAUUUCACGAUUACCACCACUGGGAUUAACAGUAGGCGCUUUGGAGGAAUUUAUGCUUGCGAAAUGAAAUCUAUGAUUAAACACGCUUUUAAUGAAACAGGGUGGAGUAAUUGCAUUGAGUAGCAUAGUUUCAACACAUCGUUCAAACUUAUUUGGCGCAAUCCGUGUUUUGGUAGGACAGCGACUCUGGUUUGUUAGUGGGUUUAAGGUUGGUUACAUAUGAUAGUACUACAUUGGAGGAAAUAUAAGUAGGCUGUUAUAGAGAGUCAGUUGAGUGGUUGUUUGAUGGAUUUGGCAGUUUUCCACUCAUAUCUGUGCAUGUAGAAUAGGUAAAAGUUAUAUUCUAAGGAAUGGAUGAAUACAGAGAUAUUGAGAUGUUACUUCCCAUUUGGAACAAUAAGAAUCCAACAGAUCGGCUUUUCAUUAUAUCUUGUUUAGUUGCUGCCCUAGUUGGAAUUUUGACUAUAGCCUAUACUGCCUUUCAAUGGAGGAGAAACAUCAAUAUAAGUUGGAUGAAAGCCAUAGCCAGGUCAAAGAAAAAUCCAAAGACGAGGCAUAAGGAUCCUGUAACUGCUCAUACUUGGGUUCUAGAAUCUGUGUCUCGUGGAAAAAAUUUAAAUUGUUGUGUGUGCUUGAAGUCCAUGUCCCCUUCUCAAACUCUUGGGCCUAUGGUGGCUUCAGACAGUUUUAUUCACCGAUGCAACAUUUGUGGUGCAGCAUCACAUCUAAGCUGCUCUUCUAGUGCACAUAAGGAUUGCAAAUGUGUAUCUAUGAUUGGAUAUGAACAUGUGAUGCACCAAUGGGCUGUUCGUUGGAGAGAAGUCACAGAUCAACCUGAUGGUACUUCUUUCUGUAGCUAUUGUGAGGAACCAUGUAGUGGGUCUUUCCUUGGUGGAUCCCCUAUAUGGUGUUGCUUGUGGUGUCAACGACUAGUACACGUUGAUUGCCACAGUAGUAUGUCCAAUGAAAUAGGUGAUAUUUGUGAUUUAGGCCCAUUCAGAAGAUUGAUUCUACCACCACUCUAUGUUAAGAAGUUAAACCGGACAUCUGCAGGUGGAUUUUUGAGCUCACUUACUCAUGGAGCCAAUGAGAUAGCAUCUUCAAUGCGUGCAACCAUCCGGAAUAAGAGCAAGAAGUACAAGCAUGGAAAUGAAUCUUCUGUUGACACUGGAAAUAGUGGUAGUACUGUGGACACGUCCACAGAAGGCACUGCUGAUACUCAUCAAACAGUUAAUGGUUCUCAUGGAAUAGAGGAAAACUGUAAUGGUAGCAUGAAUCUGGAGUAUCAACACCAAAAUGGUAAUGUAGAUGACAAACUGGAGUCCAAGCCCAGUUUCAAAAGAAGUUCUUCAAUGAAUCAGAAGGAUGAGUCUCAGGUAUUAAGAAUGAAACAGAGAUAUGAGUUGAUUGAUUUGCCUCCAGAUGCAAGGCCCUUGCUAGUUUUCAUCAACAAGAAGAGUGGGGCUCAGCAUGGGGAUUCACUUAGGCUACGUUUAAAUAUACUUUUGAACCCCGUUCAGGUUUUUGAGUUGAGCUCAACAGAGGGUCCAGAGGUGGGUCUUUAUUUAUUCAGAAAGGUGCCUCACUUUAGAAUCCUUGUAUGUGGGGGAGAUGGUACUGUUGGUUGGGUUUUGAAUGCCAUAGACAAGCAAAAUUUUGUUUCUCCUCCUCCAGUUGCUAUUCUUCCUGCUGGGACUGGAAAUGAUCUGGCCAGGGUCCUUUCCUGGGGAGGUGGUUUGGGAUCAGUGGAGAGACAUGGGGGCCUUUGCACGGUGUUACACCACAUAGAGCAUUCUGCAGUAACCAUUCUUGACCGGUGGAAGGUAGCAAUUUUAAAUCAACAAGGAAAGCAGUCCCAACCACCAAAAUUCAUGAACAACUAUCUUGGAGUUGGAUGUGAUGCAAAGGUUGCUCUGGAUAUUCAUAAUCUGCGGGAGGAGAAUCCAGAGAAGUUCUAUAACCAGUUUAUGAAUAAGGUUCUUUACGCAAGAGAGGGCGCUAGGAGCAUAAUGGAUAGGACAUUUGCGGAUUUUCCUUGGCAAGUUCGUGUCGAAGUGGAUGGAGUUGAGGUUGAGGUCCCUGAGGAUGCCGAAGGUGUACUUGUUGCAAAUAUUGGAAGCUACAUGGGUGGUGUAGAUCUGUGGCAAAAUGAGGAUGAAAAUUAUGAUAAUUUUGAUCCACAAUCUAUGCAUGAUAAGAUACUUGAGGUUGUGAGCAUAUCGGGGACAUGGCAUCUUGGGAAGCUUCAGGUUGGGCUUUCUCGUGCUCGAAGACUUGCACAAGGGCAAACAAUUAAGAUACAGCUCUUUGCUGGACUUCCUGUUCAAAUUGAUGGGGAGCCUUGGUUUCAGCAUCCAUGUACAUUGACCAUAUCCCAUCAUGGCCAGGCCUUCAUGUUGAGGAGGGUGGCUGAGGAACCUCUUGGCCAUGCGGCUGCCAUAAUCACCGACGUGCUUGAGAAUGCCGAGACAAAUCACAUAAUCAAUGCUUCACAGAAGCGAGCUCUUUUACAAGAAAUGGCACUGAGGCUGUCCUAGAGUUUUUUACUAGCUCCUCCAGUUAGUGAUUACAGUUUUGGUUGCGGUAGUACUAUUUGUUAAUUAAAAUCUUUUACACGUUUUCUACAGCCUCUUGUGUCUAUUCCUCAGAUGUUAUGUCUGGUGGUUAUGAACUUACUGCUUCUAUAUGGAGCAUGCUUGUAAAUGAACCUCUUUUAUUAUCAAUGGAAAGAAGCAUUCAGAGUUGU